This is a messenger RNA of Neomonachus schauinslandi (Hawaiian monk seal), 5290 nucleotides long. It is a transcript of the gene MFHAS1, whose product is annotated as multifunctional ROCO family signaling regulator 1. Gene Ontology annotation, molecular function: protein binding. The transcript has 3 exons. The record is from RefSeq and is a predicted model, not a curated record. Bases 158 to 3322 code for a protein of 1054 amino acids. NCBI's taxonomy places the organism in Eukaryota, Metazoa, Chordata, Mammalia, Carnivora, Phocidae.
GCCCGGCCGCUGGCUGCGCUAGGAGCCUCGGCCGCCGGUCGCCGAGGGCUGGUGGGAAGGCAGGAGCGAGAGGGCCCGGGAGACUGGCGCCCGCGCGGCCGCAGCGCGGCAUGUAGCUGCGGGCGCCCGCGUGUGGGUGUCGGCCCGGGGCCCCGCCAUGGCUGGGAAGGACAGUGGGCACCUGAAGACGGUGAGGCUGUGGCGGGACGCCGCCCUGCGCGCCAGAAAGCUGCGGACCAACCUGCGCCAGCUCACGCUCAGCGCGGCCGGGGGCUGCCCGGGGGCGGGCGCCGAGCAGCUCGACUGCCCCGAAGCCCCCCAGCUCGUGCUGCCGGCCAACAUCGGGGACAUUGAGGUGCUGAACCUGGGGAACAACGGCCUGGAGGAGGUGCCCGACGGGCUGGGCUCGGCGCUGGGCAGCCUGCGCGUCCUGGUCCUGCGCAGGAACCGCUUCGCCCGGCUGCCCCCGGCCGUGGCCGAGUUGGGCCAGCACCUCACCGAGCUGGACGUGAGCCACAACCGGCUGACCGCCCUGGGCGCGGAGGUGGUGAGUGCCCUGCGGGAGCUGCGCAAGCUCAACCUCAGCCACAACCAGCUGCCCGCCCUGCCCGCCCAGCUGGGUGCCCUGGCGCACCUGGAGGAGCUGGAUGUCAGCUUUAACCGGCUGGCACACCUGCCCGACUCCCUCUCCUGCCUCUUCCGCCUGCGCACGCUCGACGUGGACCACAACCGGCUCACUGCUUUUCCCCGGCAGCUGCUGCAGCUGGCGGCCCUGGAGGAGUUGGACGUGUCCGGCAACCGGCUGCGGGGCCUGCCUGAGGAUAUCAGUGCCCUGCGCGCCGUCAAGAUCCUCUGGCUGAGUGGCGCCGAGCUUGGCACCCUGCCCAGUGGCUUCUGCGAGCUGGCCAGCCUCGAGAGCCUCAUGCUAGACAACAACGGGCUGCAGGCGCUGCCCGCCCAGUUCAGCCGCCUGCAGCGACUGAAAAUGCUCAACCUCUCCUCCAACCUGUUUGAGGAGUUCCCUGCCGCGCUGCUGCCCCUGGCUGGUCUGGAGGAGCUCUACCUUAGUCGCAACCAGCUCACCUCGGUGCCAUCCCUGAUCUCGGGCCUGGGCCGGCUGCUCACCCUCUGGCUGGAUAACAACCGGAUCCGCUACCUGCCCGACUCCAUCGUGGAGCUGACCGGCCUGGAGGAGCUGGUGCUGCAAGGGAACCAGAUCGCCGUGCUGCCAGACAACUUUGGCCAGCUCUCCAGGGUGGGCCUGUGGAAGAUCAAGGACAACCCGCUGAUCCAGCCCCCCUACGAGGUCUGCAUGAAGGGGAUCCCCUACAUCGCUGCCUACCAGAAGGAGUUGGCCCAUUCCCAGCCUGCCGUGCAGCCCCGCCUCAAGCUGCUGCUGAUGGGCCACAAGGCUGCUGGGAAGACCUUGCUCCGUCACUGCCUCACUGAGGAGAGAGUGGAGGGACACCAAGGAGGAGGGGACAAGGAAAAGAGCUACCCCCCUUCCGCUCCUCCUGUGAGCAAAGGCAUCGAGGUGACCAGCUGGACGGCCGAUGCUUCCCGGGGACUGCGGUUCAUCGUGUAUGAUUUAGCUGGUGAUGAGAGUUACGAGGUGAUCCAGCCCUUCUUCCUCUCCCCAGGAGCCCUCUACGUGCUGGUGGUGAACCUGGCCACCUAUGAGCCAGCCCGCUUUCCCACCACCGUGGGCUCCUUCUUGCAUCGGGUGGGGGCCCGCGUGCCCCAUGCCGUGGUGUGCAUCGUGGGCACGCACGCAGACCUGUGUGGGGAGCGGGAGCUGGAGGAGAAGUGCCUGGACAUCCACCGCCAGAUCGCCCUGCAGGAGAAGCAUGACGCAGAGGGGCUGAGCCGGUUGGCCCGGGUGGUGGACGAGGCACUGGCCCGGGACUUUGAGCUGCGCUCUGCCAGCCCCCAUGCAGCCUACUAUGGGGUUUCAGACAAGAACCUUCGGCGGCGCAAGGCCCAUUUUCAGUACCUGCUCAACCACCGGCUGCAGAUCCUCUCCCCGGUGUUGCCUGUUAGCUGUAGGGACCCUCGCCAGUUACAGCGGCUUCGGGACAAACUGCUCUCGGUAGCGGAGCACAGGGAGAUCUUCCCCAAUUUACACAGAGUACUGCCUCGAUCCUGGCAGGUGCUGGAGGAACUGCACUUCCAGCCGCCUCAGGCACAGCGACUGUGGCUCAGCUGGUGGGACUCGGCCCGCCUGGGCCUGCAGGCGGGUCUGACCGAGGACCGGCUGCAGAGUGCCCUUUCUUACCUGCACGAGAGCGGCAAGCUGCUCUACUUUGAGGACAGCCCCGCCCUCAAGGAGCACGUCUUCCACAACCUCACCCGCCUCAUUGACAUCCUCAAUGUCUUUUUCCAGAGGGAUCCUUCCUUGCUGCUGCACAAGCUGCUCCUAGGGACCAGCGGUGAGGGCGAGGGCGAGGGCGAGGGCGAAAGCACCCCAGCGAUGGCGACGCCCACCCCGGGCCAGGAACUGCUCCGGGCCACCCAGCUCCAUCAUUACGUGGAGGGCUUUCUGCUUCACGGGCUCUUGCCAGCCCACGUCAUUCGCUUGCUGCUGAAGCCUCACGUCCAGGCCCCGCAGGACUUGCAGCUGUUGCUGGAGCUGCUGGAGAAGAUGGGACUCUGUUACUGCCUCAAUAAACCCAAGGGCAAGCCCUUGAAUGGGUCCACGGCUUGGUACAAGUUCCCGUGCUACGUGCAGAACGAGGUGCCCCAUGCAGAGGCCUGGAUUAAUGGGACCAACCUGGCCGGGCAGUCUUUCGUGGCUGAGCAGUUGCAGAUCGAAUAUAGUUUCCCCUUUACCUUUCCACCCGGCCUGUUCGCACGCUACAGCGUCCAGAUCAACAGCCAUGUGGUGCACAGGUCGGAUGGGAAACUUCAGAUCUUUGCAUAUCGAGGGAAGGUUCCUGUGGUGGUCAGUUACAGACCUGCCAGGGGGGUCCUGCAGCCAGACACUCUGUCCAUUGCCAGCCACGCAUCCUUACCAAAUAUAUGGACGGCAUGGCAAGCCAUAACCCCCUUGGUAGAGGAACUGAAUGUCCUACUUCAGGAAUGGCCUGGACUGCACUACACCGUGCACAUUCUCUGUUCUAAGUGCCUUAAGAGAGGGUCGCCCAAUCCACACGCUUUCCCAGGGGAGUUGCUGAGUCAGCCCAGACCAGAAGGAGUGGCAGAGAUCAUUUGCCCUAAGAACGGCAGCGAGCGAGUGAAUGUUGCCUUGGUUUACCCACCUACACCGACUGUGAUCAGCCCCUGUUCUAAGAAGAACGUUGGUGAAAAGCACAGAAACCAAUGACUUCUAUGGCUAUGGAAUUUCCGUGGAGAAAAGAGAGCAUCCGAACUCACCUGGACCAUCUUUCAUACCUGGCAAACCCUCUCCAUGCUCCCGCGCAUGUUCCAUGAACUUGAGCGAAUAGACGUUCGGGGUGCUCGCAGAGCAGGGCGUACAGCUGGCCUGUAGAGGAAGUGGGGAGGGGCAGGGGGAGACUGGGGGAGAACGUGGAGCAAAUGUUUUACAACCCGAACCUCAGAACUGUGAUCCUCCGAGGAGAGCGCUACUUGAAGAAAAGAAAAAAAAAAAAGUCGAAUGGCUUCUCAGGGAUUUUGUUUUCUGUGCACAUAAAAGCCAUAGUUCCAGUAUAGGUGGCCGUGUUUUGAGCACUCAGAUUUCAGUUCUGUUAAAUGUGAAAGAGGGAUCGAUUGACCGUUCAUUGCUGUUCCGUAACUAGUGUAAAAUAUGUAUAUGUUUAUCUUUAUUUUUAUAAUAUGCAAAUACAUUUAAAUUUAUACAGUUUGAUGCUUCUAGCGUUAGUUCACACUGGGUGCAAUAUUCUGCAUGAGAACUGUGCCGAGAUGGGGCUAAUUUCUUAUUUUAGCGUAAGACCUUUUUGUUCAGUCUUUAUUCUUCAAUCCGUCUGAGAUUUAAAAAAAAAUCUCUCUGCCCACGGAUUAAGUGCUGGGGUCAUAGAGGCUGCCGAUAAUCAGCAAGAACCUUAAACGUGUACGGCAGGCAGUCUCCUCCCCUUCUUUUAAAUAAAGGUCCCCCGCCUGUCAGCCUGUUUGUUGGGCGGGCUGGUGGGAUUCCUCUGUCCCCCUGCCCGCCUGUCCACUAGCACUGGGCCGAGUGGGCCUUGCUCCAGGCUGGGUUUCAUGUCGACAGUGAGUUGUCACUGGCUGAUGUGCUGAUGGAGGCCUGGUGUUGGGAUUCUUCAGGGGACAGGGACAGAGAGGGGUCAGUGAGUCCGUGGAAAACCUGAGUCUUUCAAUAGCUCAAGAUAAUCAGGAGUCAGUUGUGAAUGGUGCAAAGAGCUUUGCUAACAAGUCCUUUUUUCUCUCUCUCUACAACAGAGUCUGUGAAAUUUAGCAGAGCACUCUGCCAGCCCUCCACAUCUGGCUGUCAGACCUUAAGAUAGUGAGUUGCCUCACUGGAGAGCAUAAUCCCACAUUGGUUAUUUACAAAUGCAGAGCCUUGAUAGGAUGGUCACCUGCCAAGAACUAGUAAAACCAUUGUUGUUCAGUCUCCACAGAGUGGAACAUGAAAAGCAAAGCAGAUUGCUCUCUCAUCCACUCCGAAUCGGGGCCAAACGUAUCUGCUGCAGUAGUAACACAUUCUUUGAAGAAUGGAAAGGACUCUGUUUACAGCUGCCUCCUCUGCGUGUUGAUGGAAAAAUGUGUAAAACAAACUGUUUCUCACCAGUGUAAGGCAUGAAAAGUGAGUCAGCUGGUAUUAUUCUCUUCCUUCUUUUAUAAAGUAUUGACUCUUGCAAUGCCAGUAUACAAAGUCUCGACGUAUUUUUAAAAGGAAUAACAAACUAGCAAGUGGUUGAAUUGUGAACAAUCCCGAGUUGAUUUUCGUAGAUUUUGUGCCCCAGGAGUUGAGACUCCAGAACCUCAGUUAAACGAGUAUGAUUUCUCACGGCCAUAAAAUCAAAUGGGAUCAGACUAUUUCUGCAUUUUUGGAUACUUGAAUAUGACACCUCAAUUUUGAGAUUUCAUUUCCUUUUAGAACACAGUUACAAGAUCACCUGCUUAAUCCUUUGGUCACAGUUCUUGUGUGAGCGUGUGCGUGCGUGCAUCUGUGUGCGUGUGAGCCGAAUGGUAACAUUUAAUUGCUUUAUGGACCAUUGAAUUGUUGGGCAUAGGAGUUUUGUAAUUAGCACGAGACAGUUCCUAAACUGUCAGAUUAACUAACUUUGACCAGUCUUUUGCAAGGACUCUGAAGGAUGUGACUUUGGGCUAACUCCCCAGGGGACCAUAUUAAAUG